AGACGAGCGCGCUGACGUCAGGAGAGGGAACGCGGCGAUGGGAGCGACUCGCUCCGUGUGCGGUGGGAGGAGGGGACUGUGUGUGCGUGUAACACGUGGGGCGUGUGUGUGUGUAACUCGUGUGCGUGUGUGUAACACGCGUGUGUGUGUGUGUGUGCGGCGUGGGUGUGUGGAUAUAAGGCUCGGAGCCACAGAGCACUGAGCUCACACACGGAUCGCUGCUGCGAUUCGUUUACGCAGCAGCAACAAGCUCCGUCAACGUUUCCGUAAAAAAACUACACACCCAUCGUCAAACAUCAACAUUAUUCAUCGUCAAACAUUACUUACCCAGCAGUUAGGUGGUGGCUGUAAACAUUUGUCUCGACAAGACACGUUAUAACACCCUCGCUGUGGAUGAUGUAUCGCAGCAGCACGCGGUGCUAUGGAUAGAGGCGGCGGUCGUCAUACGUAGCGUGUCACGCACAGCUGUAGGCUUCGAAUACAAUUCAUUUGUAUCGCCAAUACGACAUUAGCAAGAAGAUUUGGUGAUUCCUGCGGGCAGACUUUAGCCAAAUUUCGCCUACUGCUGCUAAAGAAGAAGAAGACCGACACAUUCGUCACAUGCAGUCUACAUUGUGUACUGCAGCGACUCGCUAGUCGGACCUCUCGGCAAAAACCUCGUCGAAGACAUUUCUUGCUCGCGCUCCACGUGUAACCAUGGAGGCCCCGUUCUAUCACGACGACGUGAUCGGCCUUCACUCGUUCGGCCAAGUGAGCGCCUUCGCCAGCUACUCGAGCAAGAACGUCCUUCGGCAGAGCAAGGCGGCCGCACAGAUGUCUCCUCUGCAAGGAGUGCAGGCCACCGCGUCCGUGGGCCCACCGCUGCUGCCACCCUCGUCUUCGACGUCAUCUCUCGUGUCUGCAUCAUCAUCAUCAACAUCAUCGCCACCAUCGCCACCUCUUCCUCCACCGCCGCCGCCAGCGUUGUCAUCUGCUUCAUCUUCAUCAUCGUCGUCGUCGUCUUCUCCAGCCGAGUCGGCCAUGCUGAGGCUGUCGAGUUCUGACAUGGAGCGCUUCAUCAUCCACCACCACCACCAGCAGCAGCAGCAACAACAACAACAGCAGCACCACCACCAUCUCCACCAGGGCGGUGGCGGCCGCUCGGGACUGUCCACGCCGUUGUCAUCGGGCCUGCACGCCGGCACGGUCUCGGGCGCCUUCAGCCACGGCUGCAGCGCCGAGGAGGAGAAGGACAACUUCGCCAAUGGCUUCGUGCGCGCCCUCGAGGAGCUCCACAAGCAGAACAUCAGGCACAGCGUCUCCUCCUCGCUGCUCGUGGCUGGAGGAGUUCCCGGCGGCGUUGGAGGGCCGUGCGCCUCCCCCGCGCCUGCCGUCGUGAGCCACCUCCACUGUGCUCCCUACGAGGACCACCAGCAGCAGCAGCCCAGCUACGCGACGCUGCAGCACGGAGCGGCCGAUGGUCGCCAGGGGGCCUCCUCCGCAUGCUACGCCGACCUCGGCGGCUACGGCCCGCAGCUCGGGCUGGCCUCGGCGUCCACAGGCGGCGGCGGCGGCCUCCAGCAGGGCCUCUCGGGGACCUCCGCUGGAGGCCUCGAGUACGGAACGUCGGCCCUGUACGCGCACGCACAGAGCGUGGGCCACGCGACCUCCCUGCAGUACCUGCCCAGGUCCCAGCACCUGCUGCUGAAGGAGGAGGAGACCCUUCAGACUGUGCCCGACCUCAUGCAGGAGGGUGGACCUUCCAACGCCUCGUCAACAACAUCAUCCUCCUCCUCGGCGGCGGCGGUCGUGACCGGCCCCGUUGACCUCAUGGAGCGAGGGGCCACGGCGCCGGUGGACAUGGAGUCGCAGGAGAAGAUGAAGGUGGAGCGCAAGAGGCUGCGCAAUCGCAUCGCAGCGUCCAAGUGCCGCAAGAGGAAGCUGGAGCGCAUCGCCCGCCUGGAGGAGAAGGUGGCCGCGCUCAAGGCCAACAACGCGCAGCUCGCGGGCACGGCGGGGACUCUCAGAGAACAGGUGGACAAGCUGAAACAGAGGGUCCUCAAUCACCUGGGCAGAGGCUGCCGCUUGGCCAUUGGGGCCACCCAGGGCACGGCUCUGCAGGCCUUCUGAUGGCCGCAGGUGUUUGAUGGAGAGGGGUCACGCGAUUCACCGAGCCAACGAGUCGGCAAGGGCAGGCAAUGGGGCAGCGACAGUGGUGGCAGCUGCAGCAGCUGUGGGUCGGCAGCGACCCGCAGCAGCAGCUGCUGCUGCGUCCACGAGAAGGAGAAAAAAGACGGGAGAGAGUUGUUGAUGGUGUGGGGGGGGGGUGUUUUUUUCCCCCAUGAAGGGUUGUGGAGCUCGUGGAGAUGAUGAUGAUGCGUCGAGAGGGGCUUGCGUGGACUGAGCUCCUCGUGUUCACGGCGGAGGGCGUGAGACGAGUGGCGCGCGUGUGCGUUUGGCAAAUGUCGCGGCAAGCGAGUUGCAAGGGCAAUGCGCGUGGAUCAUUCUUCUCGAGACGGGAAUACUGGCUGUGAUCAUAAUAAUAUGCAGCGCUGUCGAUCGAGAUUUUUUUCCCAAAGUUCAGCGUGCCCACUUACGAUUUGAAAUAUAAAAUAUCUCGUAAUAUCUCAAGUUUUAAUUGAGUGGUACGUUAGCAGGAUACGGUGUCGAAAAACGCAGUGGAUAUGAUGGUACAUGCCACUGUAGUACCGUACUACAUGAGUACUGCAUUACUGUGAUAGUACUGUGACAGUACAUACCACUGCAGCACUCUACGACUAAAAUACGAAAGCAUGGUCGGAAAUUGAAAUAAUGAGAUUGUAAUGUUUACGCGCUAAAGAAAAUUGUGCGAUUGAAUAUUUGCGACCGCAGAUUGAAUGUAAAGAUGUUUAGAAGGAGGCAUUUCUCUUGAGAUGACCUAUAUUUAUGUGUUUAUAGAUCUUUCCCUUAAAGGGACCGGCAACUGUCGGAGCUUUCAGUGGUGGUCUGAAUUUGAUAGUUUCGGUGGAGUCACCGAAAAGGAGGUUGGGGCGGGGGGCUUCAGUUUUCACAAGGGAAGUGGCAACGUGGAAACAAGCCGGUUUCAAAACAACUCUUAAGGCCUGCGAGUGAGUGAGCUUUAAUUGUGGAGGCAUUUUGGCUUUGCAAAAAAAGCCGUGAGUCACCACCACUCUGCCUUUGAUGAGAAAGCCUUUAAGCCCCCAGGGGGGUGCGUGGGUGGUGGUUGUGGAUGACGUAUUCAACCACCACUGCCAACAACAACUACCCACCACAAUUUUUUUUUAUUAAACUCCUACCCUCGGCAAACCCGCGGGGCUGAAACGUUCCUAGGCCAGAGUUGGGGGGCCCUGAUGAUUCAUGCGGCUUGCAGUGUUACACGUGGGGGCCUUUUGUAAUACAAUAGACAAUAUAUGGGUCUCAGAAGGGGAGGGGAUUUGAAAGUGCCUUGUACAGGCUGAAUGUUGUAAGCGGUGCCAUGUGUGUGUGUAGCUGCUGGCUGGGUGGCCAACCAAUACACACGCACACAUGCAUAUGUUCGAAUUCAGGCUGUGGUUGACUUUACGACCCAUCCCUCCGUGGGCGGGUUCGGUGAGGGGGGUUAAAGUGGAUUAGUAAAAUUCGUAACCAUGUAAUGAGACGUGAACUGGUUUUAUAGAUUGACUGGGCCCCCCCCCCCCCCCAGAUGAUUGUGGGCACGAGCACCAGCAAUGGUGAUGGGCACUGCCCAGUACUCGUUUUAUUUGAAACACUUUGCCUUUGACUAUACAGUACUGUGUGUGUGUAGUUGUAUAAGCUGUCAUAUACAUGGUCCUAUAUUUGUGAUUGGCUCCUGCCAUAUGAACGUGGAGUUUCCACUACUGGCUCGGUGGAGGGGGCGGGGGGGAUCCAGCAGUAGAACAGAGCGUCUCGCCACGGGCGCUCUCUCUCUCCUUGAGCCGCCGGAAGCCACCGCCACCGUUUUUUGUCUUCAAUUUGACGAUGAGCGGAGCGUGGAGUUAAAGGUGCCCCAACGCGCGUUCAAGCUCAGCGGCGGAUCCCUCCGGUCAAUGAAUCGCCGACAGCUGUGUUUUCAAAUCUCAACAGUGUUCACCAAAAUGUUUGGUGAUGGUGGUGGUGGUGGUUAUUUUUUCUGUGUUGCUAUGCCCGCUUGCUGUACGGUAAGAAAGGGCCAACACUCAGUACGCAAGCCAAACCCUAGUUAGCAGCACCAUGGCAACUCGAACAAGAUGUUCGGUAAUGGAUGGUCUGUCAAAGGUCCUAUUAUAAUUUUACUACUGUGAAGUGUAAAUCUGACUUCAAAAUCCAUAUCGACAAUUUUUUUCGAAGUCAAAUGUGAGUCAUGAAUUGCCCAAUCGGUCACACACCAAACACACACACACACGCGCGCGUGUAAAAUGCAAUUGCGUAGCUGCUAUAGAUCUGUGUUUGUGUUUUAAAGGCACCCGGCACACACAGAUUAACUGAUGCUCUGACAUUCGUUUAAGCACGGUGUAAUUCACAAGCAGACAUUCCACGUGGUCGAGCGAUUGUUACUAUGGUUACACCGACUGACUCACAUUGGGAAAGUAAAAGAAAACCUAUAUUGGGGCGUCAAUUCAACCCAUAAUCACCCCCAGGGAUUGGGGGGUAAUACAUUUGGUACUACUUUAUGGUACUGUUCAGGGCGCCACGGUGGCGAGAUGUUAACUUCCUCGCCUGGCAUACAGGAGGUUCGUGGGUUCGAUCCCGACCCUGACGUCUGCUGUAUAUGUGGAAUUGACAUGUUCUCCCCGUGGGCGCGUGUUUUCUUCUCGGGGAUUUCCGGGUGUUCCCUCCACAUUUAGAAUGUUGCGUUUAGGGUAUAUGGCUGCUAUACAUUUCCACGUGAUAAAACACUUCAUUGGGCUAUAAUUUGUGGCCCGGUCGCUAUGGAAAAAGAGCUAUAUAGCUCAUUGGGCCUUACCUGGUAAAAAUUAAAAAAAAUAGUUUAAUUUUAAUGCGGAAUUUCCACCACUGUUAAUAGGCCACUCCGUUGCACGCCUGAACAGGGUGACCCUCUGAAUUCGAGACAGAUCCAAAUUUCAAGAUGACGUUUCACAAUUUCCAAAAUUUUCCGCACCACGUGACACGAUGUUCUGCUUGCAAUUUACAAAUCGUUCUGAGUACGUAAGUGGUUUAUCUAGAUGAAGUGGUGUCUUUAAUAGUGAGGUUUGCUCUCAAUAUCUGGAAUGGCCUUUUUUUAUUAUCAAACUUGGCCUGGCAUGGUAUAAUUGGAUUGCGGAAUGGCCCUUGGAGGAGCGUUUUUUUAUAUAGUCCGAAUCCAUUUGUGGUGUUCCAUGCCAGGUUUAGAUUUAUCAAUGACCAACUCUGCGGUGUUAAACUCGGCGGUUGGUCAAACUAACUUGGAGUCCAUCAUACGGACUAAUGUGAAACAUGUUGCAUCUUACACAUUGUACUGUAUUCAUUUUAUCACUUUUUUAUAUCUUCAAUAGAUGUAUCAUUUCCUGCUUAUAUUUUGUGGUCUUUGAAACAAAAGAGAUACUUUGACAUGUAUUAACGUUUACCGGCUUUAUGUGAAUAUUUUUCAAUCGAUUUUUAAUUUAGUUUUUAAUGAAAAAUGCAAAUACAUGGAAAACGUACUGUCAUGCUAAAAGUGCUAAUGGCUACAAUGCUUUGGUUAAGUACUUUAGACUUUGACAGCCAGGCAUAACGGAGUAUGGUUUCCUUUAUUCGUGCGAGUCUAUAUAUUACAUGGACCUGUAAUAUAAGGAUUUACGAUGGUGGCGCUUGGGAUCUCUUGAGACCCCAUUGGUUGAUGUGACCACUCCACGCGUGUUGUGAGCGCUUCCGGUUGAUGUUUGAUGUCGCAGACAAGAAGGAUGGUGUGCGUCUCGACAAAGUGGGGACUCUUGAACGUCAAUCCAUCAUCAUCAUCACCACCAUCAUCAUCUCUGGGGUAGAUAAAAUAAGCUCCAACCUUCGCGAGAAUGUCUGGUAAUUGGUACAAGUCAGCGGUGGUGGUGUCACUGAUGGACUGGCACCUGCCAUGACAAUGUAGAGUUGUAAAAAUGGGCUUACAUUUCUCCCAGUUGCUGGAUAGAGCCUUGUCCUCAGUGCCCUUUUUUGCAACUAAUUGGUAAUUUAUGGAACAAAUUAAAUGAUACUGUAUAUAGGAUUUUAAUUGAAAGAAAUAUUUAUAUAUUUUGAUCUCUCAGUUUAGAUACUACCACAGUACAAUAUAUAGCACUUGUCCAACUAAGCCUAUAAUCACCAUCGUCUUCACCAUCAUCUCAUCGGGGUGGCUGAUAUGAGUACGACCUGGCGUUGACCACGCCACGUGUGCACAGGAAGUCAACAGCGAGAGAUGUCUUGAUUUAUUUACAGACUAACCCUGCCACGGUAAUGUGGAAUUUAUUAAUCACUGCUGUCGAACGGUGACGCACGACCACAUUAUUAUGCUACUUUUUUGUGUUUAGCUGCUACUGUUACAUAAAUGAUAAUUACGUACCUUAAGUGAAAAAAACUUUAUUUUCUGUUACCUGAUGUGCCAGUUGUGUUUUUUGUAUUUUCUGCCAAAGAGGCAUUCUAGCACUGUGUAUUUAGAAAUGGGCAUUUGUUACACGUAACGCGGUCUACAUAUUGAAAGCUAUACAUCGUGGCGAGUGUGGCUUACAUACGAUUGAAAAUAAAUAAAUGUUGCAAACGAGUCUAGGA
This is a messenger RNA of Petromyzon marinus (sea lamprey), 6672 nucleotides long. RefSeq lists its product as uncharacterized. Gene Ontology annotation, molecular function: transcription factor binding; RNA polymerase II cis-regulatory region sequence-specific DNA binding; DNA-binding transcription factor activity, RNA polymerase II-specific. Gene Ontology annotation, cellular component: transcription regulator complex. The record is from RefSeq and is a predicted model, not a curated record. Gene Ontology annotation, biological process: regulation of transcription by RNA polymerase II; regulation of cell population proliferation; regulation of cell cycle. Lineage: Eukaryota; Metazoa; Chordata; Hyperoartia; Petromyzontiformes; Petromyzontidae.